AUGACACCAGAAGAUGUCACUGAUAAGGAGGAGCUUUACUUUGAAAAGAAAACUGCAGAUGGCAGAAUAGUUCUCACUGAAGAUGCUGCGUAUGAAGCUACAGCUUUUGCCUAUUCCUCACCCAAAAAAUGGUAUAUCCUCACAGUUAUUGCAUUUAUCCAAUACUCUAUGAAUUUUAACACAUCUGUCUAUUCAAACGCCGUCGAAGGCAUGUCAGAAGAAUGGAACAUCUCUCAACAAGCAGCUCGUGUAGGACAGAUGAUAUUCCUUGUUGCUUAUGCUUUCGGAUGUGAAUUAUGGGCACCAUGGUCAGAAGAAUACGGUAGAUGGCCUGUAUUACAACUAUCACUAUUCUUCGUUAAUAUCUGGGCAUUAAUGUGUAGUCUAGCGCCAAACUUUGGGACAAUGGUCGUUGGCCGCUUCUUGGGUGGGCUCUCCUCGGCUGGUGGAAGUGUCACACUUGGCAUGGUUGCUGAUCUCUGGCCUGCUGAAACACAACAAUAUGGACUAAACUAUGUCGUACUCAGUAGUGUUGCUGGUAGUGCAAUUGGUCCGAUCAUUGGAGGUAUGUCAAAAAAGUACUAUCGGAUUUCAGCUGACAUGUUUAGGUGGACCUUCUGGAUUCAGUUGAUUUGGGGAGGAGCAGCGCAAGUGAUCCACUUUUUCACAGUGCCUGAGACACGCUGUUCUAUCCUUUUAGAUAAGGAAGCAAAGAGAAGACGCAAAGAAGGAAGAACUUCAUACUAUGGUCCAAACGAGGUCAUCACUAAUCGCAUCACUGUUAAGAGUGUUUGUGACAUUUGGAUUCGUCCAUUUCGUAUGAUGGUUACUGAGCCCAUUGUUCUAUUUUGUUCACUUCUAUCUGGAUUUUCUGAUAUGCUAAUUUUCAUUUUCUUGGAAUCAUAUGGCCCUGUUUUCCAGCAAUGGGGAUUUGAAACAUAUCAAGUUGGUCUUGCAUUCAUUCCUAUCAUGGUCGCAUACUUUUUAGCAUGGGCUAUGUUCCUCCCUUGGAUCAGACGGGACGAACUUAAAAGACGAAAAGAUCCAAAUUCAGUCAAUCCAGAGAGUAGAUUGUUCUGGUUAGUCUGUACAGUGCUCUUAGAGCCUAUCGGAUUGUUCGGAUUUGCAUGGACAAGUUUAGGACCUUCGAGGUCAGUCCAUUGGUUUGGACCAAUGUUUUUUGCUGCAUUGAUUGGUAUAGCUAAUUACAACAUCUACAUGGCUACCAUAGAUUACAUGGUACUGGCUUAUGGUCCCUAUUCCGCUUCUGCAACAGGUAGUAAUGGGUUCGCAAGAGAUAUGCUUGCUGGUAUAUCAGCCAUGUUCUCAGUUCCAUUUUACGAAUACUUUGCAGAGCCAAACACGUUGACAUACCCUACAACUAUCUUGGCUUGCAUUGGUAUAGUCGUUGCAAUACCCGUCUUUUUCCUUUAUAAAUAUGGUCCACAAGUGCGCAAAGCAUCAAAAUUUGCGCAGGUCUUAGCAGCGGAGAAGGAGUCCACAGCUGUGAAGCAUCAAAUACGCGAAGAAAAAAGUCAUGUCAAGCAUACGGAGUAUGCAUGA
Molecule: messenger RNA, 1563 nt
Organism: Wallemia mellicola CBS 633.66
Lineage: Eukaryota; Fungi; Basidiomycota; Wallemiomycetes; Wallemiales; Wallemiaceae
Product: MFS general substrate transporter
Exons: 7
Coding region: 1-1563 (520 amino acids)
Biological process (GO): transmembrane transport
Molecular function (GO): transmembrane transporter activity
Source: RefSeq, a predicted model, not a curated record